GAACCGUUUUCUGUGAGACUCUUUUUUGCAGCAUGCAGAGACCUCACAAAGCAUUUGGAAGAUGCAAAUAAUCCCCAGACAAUCCAUUCGCUCAGUGCAACACCAUGGCUCUUGAGGCUGGCCGAGAGUCGCCGUCGAGCUCUGGGAGAGCUUCACCCAUAACUAGAAAAUGGAGGAACCAACAAGGUUCUGAUGAGCCACCCAGCAAAGACAAAGCCUUCCGCCGUUAUGCCUCUGGAGUUGAACGGUCACUGUCGUUGUUUGACACAGCGUUACAGGAAUGGGCAGACUAUAUUUCUUUUUUGGGGAGGCUAUUAAAGUCGUUGCAAAGUCACCCGCCGACGAUAACCUCAGUCCCAUCGAAGUCGAUUGUCGCAAAACGAUUAGCUCAGUGCUUGAACCCGGCACUCCCUUCUGGUGUGCACCAAAAAGCUCUCGAAGUCUAUGCCUACAUAUUCUCGAUGAUAGGCAAGGAUGCUCUCUCAAGAGACCUUCCUCUCUAUCUGCCAGGACUCUCCUCUACACUGUCGUUUGCAUCUCUGUCGGUACGAACACCUUUCUUGGAAUUGAUGGAGAAACAUCUCUUGCAACUAGACUCCCGCGCACUUCGACCCGCUCUGAGAGCUAUUAUACUAGCUCUGCUGCCGGGCUUGGAGGAAGAAUCGAGUGAAGAGUUCGAGCGAACAUUGAGACUCCUGGACGGUUUCAAAGACUGCCUUCGAUUCCCAGAUUCCAAAGAUAUUGGAGAGAAUCACAGCAGCGGAGAUGAAUACUUCUGGCAGUGUUUCUUUCUUGCAGCAAUCACCAGUAACGGGCGUCGGUUGGGUGCUCUGGCUUACCUUGUUAGAAGUCUCCCUAUGCUGGGCCAACAUUUUUCUCUUGAUCCAGCAAGCACAACGUCCAGCAAUGCGGAAAAUGGAAGUGUUGAGGGCAGCUCUGCUCGCCUGGCGGAAAUGGUGACUUCUCCUGAGCCAGGUCUCUUACUGAGAUGCUUUGCUGCUGGUCUGGGCGAUGAACAACUUCUUAUACAACGUGGAUUCUUAGAUCUUCUUGUAACUCAUCUGCCACUACAUUCAAACGUUCUCCAAAAAAGGGUCAAGACAGAAGAUCUCGAACUUCUCAUCUCCGCAGCCGCCGGUGUCGUUUCACGCCGAGAGAUGAGUUUGAACAGGCGCCUGUGGACUUGGCUAUUGGGACCAGAGCCUGCUGCGAAUGAUCACGAAACAAGUCCCGAGUCCCCCAUUGCUGUCUCAGAAGACCAGCUUGGAACUUCGUCUACAUCCAGAACUCGCUAUUUUGAACAAUAUGGCCUGCAGGCUUUGACGAGCGCUCUCUUGAAGCUAAUCGAUCGCGACUCUAUCAAUCCUAUGGAGAGAGCUCGACCCUUCCGAAUAUGUCUCUCAUUGAUGGACAGAUGGGAGAUAGGCGGAUUGGUCGUACCAGACAUCUUCCUACCAAUUGUCAACAGCGUUCGCAGGUACAAAGACCAAGCAACCACCAAGACCGAUUUUUCUGAGGUCCUCCGAAGUGCCAGCGUCUUCUUUGAUGGCGUUGAAAGUGGUCUCAUUUGGGGAGAGAUAGUCGGUUUGGUCGUCCAUGCUCUCGGAAGAAACAAACUGUCAACCGGUGACAGGAUUGACAAGCUCUCACUGGUGAAGUUUAUCAUCACGCAUUUCAAUGUGCGGGAAGAAGAGAUGCUUUUGGUCCAUGCGCCGCUGACAACUUUGACGAUUCUGACCCUAUUCCAAAAGUCCGAAGAGAAAGAGAUUGCAGGAAACGAUGAUUUGCGGACGCCUAAUACAUUCAAGCUUGCGUUGAGUAUCGCGAUGCAUCUAUUAGAACUUAUUCCAGAGAGAGCUUUGCAGACCCGUCCAUCAACAAGUCAAUCCACUGCUACCGUACAGAAUGGAGGCCAUGCUCCAGCACACACUGAUCUUGAAAUCUUACAGAGAGUCAAAACUUUCUACAUGCAAGAUCAGGGCAACUUGGACGCCGUUUCACCUCCGUACGCUUUCGGCGAGUUAAGCGAACUCCUUUUGCGCCAAGCUGGAAGUAUUACUUGUCAGAGCUUGUCUGUCUCGGUAUCAAGUGCUGAUGCUGAAAUCAAUAGCAAGCUAUUGGUAAUGAUUCUGGCAAAGGCACCCAAGACUGACAGCUUGGAUGUGACUCAAGUUCUCUCCUCUGUGCAAAUCAGAUUGUCCUCACCAUCUCAAAUACCGUUUUCAGCCUUGACAUCGAUUGUUUCUCUCGCGACUACACUGUACUCUACUUCCUACAUAACAGACGCAGAAUUGUCGACUCUGAUAGCCCCUUUGGUCCGCCAGGCAUGGUGGUAUCUAUCAGCAGCGCAACCAAAGUACCACGUCGAGGCCGUGAGAUGUCUUUGGCAGCUGCAGAGCGCUCUCCCACAUUCAAACCACGAGAUCGAAGCGGCCAUUUGCUCCACGAUGGUCGAGAAAGAUCUCAAUGGAACUUUCGCCCUCCGAGAUGCAGAUGCAGGUCGUAGCUUUAGCGUUCUGUGGACUCAUACUCUACAAGAUAUUGUUGCACAUGCAGACCGUAGAGCAUCUCGAGCAUCAAUCAAUGAGACUAAAACUACUGGCAAGCUGUCUGGACUUGGCAAUUUUGAGGUAAUGCUCGCGAGGCCAUUAUUUCUUCUGUUAGAUGCUCUUCUAGAUGAACGCACACAGCUGUUCAUGACUGUGAGAACCUGGCUGCAAAAUCUAGUGGGAAUUGAUAAGCUCUUUCACCUAUUCGUAGUGAAACUUUCAGCCUUCCCUUUUCUUCACUCAAUACCAAAAGAUGGAGUUGAUUUCCUGGGUAUCGAUGCACCAUCCUACACUGGUGAUGAUGAUCUUGACCAGUGUUUAUAUUAUCUCAAGACGUUGUCAAAUAUACUUCGAUGGUCUUCGGAUAGCAUGUGGGCCAUUCUAGCUCGAAACAGCGUCUCCAUUGAUAGCAGUCAACAAACCCUAUACUACAUCGCUGGCAAAGAAGGAGACAUCACACUCCUGGAGUUCUUCUUGCAUGUGUGCUUAAGAGUCAUCUGUGGCAGUCAGAGUUCAGGAGACCUUGACACCAAGCCCCGCGUCAAUCAAUUUCAUCGAACUGCCCUUACUACGCUCCAUCAGAUUCUGUUGUGUCCAUAUGCCCUACCGCUUGCGAAACUUCAGCUGGAACAUGUUCUUAUAGAGAGACUGGUCAAAUCUCUUGGUGGAUCUGAUCCCUUCAAACAGGUCCUGCUCCUAGACGUCGUCUUCGACACCCUAAAGAUCAGAGACGCAGCAAAGCCUGCACCACCACCUCAAUCACCCACGGUUGAGCUGAAACGCUCUAUACUAUCUGACCCCGCACAAGUCUCUAGACUCUCUCUCACUACCGACCGCGACAGUCAAUCUGCCCUUCUACCUCCGCCGGCAUCUCUUGUGAAGUGCCUGCAAGCUGGCUUUAGUUCUUCGAGCAGCCGUCCAGUACUGGACAGCUGGGUGAGCUUCCUGGUGGAAUGCCUACCUCUGUAUUCCGACACGAUUUUCCAAAUCCUCAUACCUUUAGUCGAAACCUUCUGUUCGCAGAUUGGUAGUACUUUCAAUGAUCUGAAAAGGACAUUUGGGGAAGCCGGUACGAUUGCCCAAGGCUCUACGGCUCCAGAGUCAACUUUGAUAUCUCUACUAAAUGGACUUGAGCACGUACUGGCGAGUGGGCAUGCUCGUCUGCUACAAGACGAAGCAAAAGCACCAGUAGUGAAAAGUCCAGACCAACCCCAAGGAUUCUUUGGGAACAUGGUGUCUAACGUAUUUACAUCCGACACUCCGCAAUCAAGAAGCGCUACAGCAAAUAACCGUCUUACAGUGCUCUUGACCUUUCAAGAUGCAGUGCGAAUAUGCUUUCUAAUAUGGUCAUGGGGUAAUAGCGAAGAUACAUCUCAGGACACGGAAUCUGCUGCCUCAUUCAACUAUACUUCUCUUCGUAUGAGGAAUCGUGCACGUCGCCUUCUCGAACAUCUGUUCGCUGCGGAGGCUCUCGAGUGUCUGGAGAGUGUGGUCGAGAUCUGGAAGAAGUCAUCAAAAUCGCCCAACGAGCCAAGAUCCCCAGUCGUGUUCAACCUUCUACAUGUGCUUGAUGGCUCGAGGCCUAAACACACGAUUCCUGCCAUCUUCAAUGCUAUUUACAGCCGGACCAAUCCUACUGCAUUAGAACCUUCGCGGAAGUCAACCCUGACCUCGUCCCUCAACGACACAGACCUUGUGAUAUUUUUAGUGGAAUAUGCUCGCUCCUUAGAAGACGAUGCCAUGGACGAAAUCUGGACGGACUGCAUGACUUUCUUGAAGGACUUAUUGGCUAAUCCAUUCCCUCAUCGUCAGACUUUGCCAAGCCUACUAGAAUUCGCGGCAAUCUUGGGUGAGAAAGUUGACAAUACGAAUUUUGGCGAGCAGCGCAGGAUGAGAAGAGAGCUUGGUGACUUGUUCCUCCGACUUCUAACGGCCAUAUUCACAACGAGGCCUAUGGGAUUCUCAGAAAGCGUCGAUAACGACGUCUCAAGACCGGACGACGUUGUUGGUAUCCUCGCUUCCAUCGCGCCAGAUUUACCUAAAAUUCUACUCGAACCUGAUCGUAUUCUCACUGCAGCCAACACAAUAUCGACAAACGUUAUUGUGCCGACUUUCAAGUCCAAGACCUUCCCAGACAAUGUCUCCCAGAGUACCUUGGUCCUUCUUUACCAAUUAGCUAGGCUACCAAAUGCCCAGAAGUCAUGGAAGAAAGACUUAGGCGACGCCUUCAAUGAUACGAGAUUCUUUGCGAACUCAGUAGCACUUGUUGAGAGUGAUUGGCUCCCUUUGAUAAGACAAUGGGCUUUGAGCGACAAGGAGCGAAUGCCUGAGCUUCUUUCUCGUUUGGUUGCUCCCACGACAGCGGGCAUAGUCUUUGGUGUAGGUGCUACCUCAGCAAGACUUGAAGCAGAUCGCAAAACACAACUCAACCUUCGUCGUAUUGCAACACUCAUACUGGCCACAAUCCACGACAAUUUUGUGACGGAUCUGCCCGCAAUGCAAGAAAAGAUUGUCGAGCUCCUGCUGGCUACUACGACUUCGUCACCAUCAUCUACGACAAGAGCUGAUAUUUACCUCCUGUUGAGAGCACUUGUUCUCAAGACAUCAGCAAUUCACCUAGCGACUCUUUGGCCAAUUGUCAACGCCGAACUGAACGCAGUCAUCUCGUCAGUGGUUGCUGCUGAUCACAGUGCUGCUGCCGAAACUUACAAUAACCAUACAAUCCUUCAAGCAUGUAAAUUGCUUGAUACACUGCUUUGCAUCGCACCCGACGACUUUCAAUUGCACGAAUGGCUGUUCAUUUCCGAUACUAUUGACGCAGUCUACCGACCACCUCAGUUCCAACCUGUCGCCUUGAUCGAUGAACUCUCAGAGGAGCUUGGUUCGACUGCUUUAACUUCUGCGGUUCACACCGAAUUUUCCGCUAUGCAAGCUUCGAAUGGUUCUUCGCGCAAACCACUGAUCGGACCCGGUGGUAUCGGCGACGAAGGGAAUUGGGAACGAAAGGAUGAGCUGGUGGCGAAGGUGCUGAGACCAUUCUUCAGCCAGCUGAGCAUUUUUGCAUUUGAAACCACCUACUCGAUGAGUGCUCCCGAUCUCGAGGCAUGCAGGGCUAGCCUGCUAAAAGAUUUAUUUGAUGAGCGGAGCAUUGUUAAGGCGUUGUAGACGGAAAAUAGUGCUUGUCAUAAAUACAUCAAUGAAACUCACGGCGAAAAUUCGUUGAUCAUCUUGAAGCUUCCACAUCUUCUGAAUAGAUCCCGCAGCCAGUCUAAUCUUUCUUGUCUUUAUCAAUUGAAUUCAU
This is a messenger RNA of Mollisia scopiformis, 5850 nucleotides long. RefSeq lists its product as uncharacterized. The record is from RefSeq and is a predicted model, not a curated record. Gene Ontology annotation, biological process: Golgi to endosome transport. Bases 105 to 5714 code for a protein of 1869 amino acids. The transcript has 6 exons. Lineage: Eukaryota; Fungi; Ascomycota; Leotiomycetes; Helotiales; Mollisiaceae. Gene Ontology annotation, cellular component: trans-Golgi network; endosome.